GCUCUUACAAUCAAAAGGCCACAAGUGCCGGCCAGCAUGGAUCAUCGGUCUUCCAGGUCGCAGUACCCGUCCUGUGUCACCGUCCCUCCGGCCUUCUUGCAGGUUUGUUUGAUUCUCUCGUCCCGAACAAAUCAGUCCUUCUUCGUGUGUUCAACCUCGACGCAUCAAACACAUAGUGCCAAUAAUCGUUUGACAACAUGGACAAGCCCACGGAGAAGCCUUCCGAGUUUGACCAUAGUCAAUCGCCGCUUGAGAGCGAGAAACGUCUGGAGAAUGGUGCUCCGGUCGCGGUCCUGAAUAUUGCUGACCCCGAUGAGGGUUUGAGCGAAGAGGAGAGAAGACAUAUAGAUCGCAAGCUGCUGUGGAAGCUUGAUCUCAAACUCAUUCCAUGGCUCACGCUCUUGUAUCUUAUUGCAUUUCUUGACAGAACGAAUAUCGGGAACGCCAAAAUCGACGGGUUACAAGAGGACCUGAAGAUGACCAACAACCAGUAUAACAACACAUUGACAAUCUUCUUCAUCUCUUACUCCGUCUUUGAACCUGUCACUCAAGUUCUCCUGAAGAAGUUCAAACCCUCCAUUUUUCUCCCCGCGAUCAUGUUUCUUUGGGGCGUCUCAAUGACAUGUAUGGGACUUGUGCAUAACUAUUCCGGACUCUUGGCUACGAGAUGGUUUCUGGGUCUGGCUGAAGCUGGAUUGUUUCCUGGCGUCAACUACUAUCUGAGUUGCUGGUAUCGCAGAUCAGAAUUCGGCAUUCGUGCAGCAAUCUUCUUCAGUGCCGCGGCUCUUGCUGGAUCAUUUGGUGGACUGCUGGCAGCGGCCAUUGAAAAUAUGGAUGGAGUGGCAGAUAAGGCCGGCUGGUCUUGGAUCUUCAUCCUUGAGGGGCUUUUCACUGUGAUCAUUUCGUUCCUGUCAUUCUUUAUGGUGCAUGACUUCCCGGAUGACGCCAGAUUCCUUAGCGACGACGACCGUCGCCGAGUGAUCCGACGCUUGAAACUCGAUCAACAGUCGAGUGCUGAACAUGAAGAGUUCAAGAUGGAGUACUUCUGGGCCAGUCUGAAAGACUGGAAAACUUGGACCGGCAUGCUCAUCUACAUGGGAUGCGAUGGAGCUUUAUACGCUUUCAGUUUGUUCCUCCCUACAAUUGUUGCGCAAAUGGGCUACAAGAGCAUCCAUGCUCAGCUUCUCAGCGUUCCACCUUAUGCUGUCGCCGCGGUCGUGACUAUUUUCAUUGGGUUCGUUGCCGAUAGAACAGGUUGGAGAGGCUACUGUAACAUGGUGAUGGCGCUGUUCGGAAUCGCAGGAUUCGCCAUGUUGCUUGGAUCGGGUUCGCCGCAUAUUCAAUACGCUGGGGUCUUCCUUGGAGCAAUGGGAAUCUAUCCUUGUGUCCCCAACACGAUUUCCUGGGCUGCGAAUAACAUUGAAGGCGUCUACAAGCGUGGUAUCUCACUAGGAUUCAUUAUUGGAUGGGGAAACCUCAACGGUAUUGUGUCGUCCAACAUCUAUCGCGCAAAAGACAAGCCGCGGUACAAGCCAGGCCACGCUGUUGUGCUGGCAUACGAAGCAUUAUUCCUGCUCGGAGGGUCGAUUCUUCAACACAUUCUUCUCCGCCGUGAGAACGCGAAACGUCGGAAUGGCAAACGUGAUCACUGGGCUGAAGGGAAGAGUGAAGCCGAGAUUGAGAAGUUGGGUGACAAGCGACCUGAUUUCAUCUACACAUUGUAAGGACAUGCGGAGACGAGGUCAUUCUGUGGCUGUGUUUUGGGUUGUCUGCAAGAUUGGGACGAGAAGUUGGCCAUGAGUAGCGGAAGCGAAGGCAGACGUUGACUUUGUAGGGAUGCCUGUUCCCAGGAAAAAGGGGCAGUGACUGGCGCAGAGCCAUACAAGGACACAACAUCGAUCCCCGGCAGUAUUGUUGGAGUCCAAGGUGCCCACCCUCUUCAUCGUCGCUGGAACCUGCAGGCAGCUGGAAUAUCUUUGGCAAGUAGCGAAGUGUGGUGAAGCGGAUUGCAGGCCUCGACGUAGGUGCUCUUGCUUUGCGAGAACGGCGACUACAAUCUGAGGUGAGCAUUGAAAUAGUAAGCAGAGUGAAGAAUGUU
Molecule: messenger RNA, 2098 nt
Organism: Exophiala viscosa
Lineage: Eukaryota; Fungi; Ascomycota; Eurotiomycetes; Chaetothyriales; Herpotrichiellaceae
Product: retrograde regulation protein 2
Exons: 7
Coding region: 198-1724 (508 amino acids)
Biological process (GO): transmembrane transport
Cellular component (GO): membrane
Molecular function (GO): transmembrane transporter activity
Source: RefSeq, a predicted model, not a curated record